Messenger RNA from Dioscorea cayenensis subsp. rotundata (Guinea yam), 1363 nucleotides. RefSeq lists its product as uncharacterized. NCBI's taxonomy places the organism in Eukaryota, Viridiplantae, Streptophyta, Magnoliopsida, Dioscoreales, Dioscoreaceae. Gene Ontology annotation, biological process: CAAX-box protein processing. The coding region runs from base 83 to 1081 and encodes 332 amino acids. The record is from RefSeq and is a predicted model, not a curated record. Gene Ontology annotation, cellular component: endoplasmic reticulum membrane. The transcript is spliced from 9 exons. Gene Ontology annotation, molecular function: metalloendopeptidase activity.
CACUAGAACCGCGAUAUCGCAGAUAGACCCGUACACUCAACCAAGAAGCUCAGAAGCUCGAAGAUCUCUCUCGCUGGAAUCCAUGGCGUCGAUGCUUCUCCUCUUCCCCUCCUCUUCCUUCGUCUCUCAGAGACCAGCCUCUUUGAUCCCCAUCCGGCCUUCAGGCCACCACCUGAGAGAUGGAUUUGAGAAGAAGGGAGGACGUUCUCGAAUCCAUGUCGCUGUUUGCCGGGCAUCGGGGCCUGUCUAUUUUAGCGAUCUCGAUGCCGAUGACUUCCGCCAUCCGCUUGAUAAGCAGAACACAUUGCUUUUGAGGGCAAUCCCAGGACUAAAGGACCUUGGCAAAGCUCUAUUAGGACCAGUCACAGAAGAGGUCAUGUUUCUGGAGAACAUAGGAACAUCUGUACUUGUUACAGAAAAUCAGCUUUCUGAACUUUAUCAGUUAUUAAUUGAGGCUGCAAAGGUGCUAAACAUUGAGGCUCCUGACUUAUAUGUGCGCCAAAACCCUUCACCCAAUGCGUACACUCUGGCUAUAAGUGGUAGAAAGCCAUUUAUUGUUGUCCAUACUAGCCUGGUGGGACUUCUGACUAAAAGAGAGCUGCAGGCUGUUUUGGCUCAUGAACUGGGCCACUUGAAGUGUGACCAUGGUUUGUGGCUUACAUUUGCAAACAUUGUUACGUUGGGGGCCUACAGUAUUCCUGGGCUAGGUGGGUUGAUUGCUCAGAGAUUGGAAGAACAACUGUUUAGGUGGAUUCGAGCUGCUGAACUAACUUGUGACAGGGCAGCUCUCCUUGUUGCUCAAGAUCCGAAGGUUGUCAUCUCAGUUCUAAUGAAAUUGGCGGGAGGCUGUCCCUCCCUGUCUGAACAACUUAAUGUUGACGCUUUCCUAGAACAAGCUCGAUCAUAUGAUAAGGCCUCAUCAAGUCCGAUAGGAUGGUACAUCAGGAAUGCUCAAACAAGCCAAUUAUCUCACCCUCUGCCUGUUCUUCGUGCGCGAGAAAUCGAUGAGUGGUCAAGGAGCCAACAGUACAAACUCUUACUGAAACGGGCAAUCCGACCUGAUGCUGCACAGAAAAUAUAGACACACCCCUGUGAAACAAAGAUCCAAUAUGAUUAUAUCCUAGUUAAAUACAACUUCACAAGUAAAUUGCUGUUUGUAAACAGUAGAAGACUGGAGCAAUGUUCAGUGACAGAUUUAGACUUGGGAUUAAGUACUGUAAGUAUAAUUGUACACAAUAAACAAAUGACGAUACCGUAUAGUGUGUAUAUAUACAUAUAUUGUUAGAUUGGUAUGUAUACUAUUUCAAGUUUCCAAUGGUGUCAUGCAUUGGAUAAUAAGUAUUUUGUGUGAUAUUUUUAUGUA